AUGAAUGAACUUGUGUGGGGAAUAAAGAACGGUGAUCUGGAUCAGGUUCGAGACAUUGUAGAGAAUAAGGAUAUGGAUGUUAAUAAAUUAAUUAAUGGAAGGACGUUACUGCACUAUGCAGCAGAUUAUGGCCAAAGUGAUGUUCUCGGUUAUCUUUUAGAAAAAGGUGCUGAUGCGAAUGCGAGAGAUAAGCACGGUAUCACGACGCUCUUGGCUGCGAUUUGGGAAGGACACACAAAUUGUGUGAAAUUACUAUUGGAGAAAGGAGCACGGCCAAAUGGUGUAACGCCAGACGGAACGAGCUAUUUAGAUGCAGCCGAGAAAGAAGAAAUUAAAGAGCUCUUGGAGCUAUACAAAACCAAAACACUUUAAAAAUUAAAAAUUUUGUUACAUAUUUAAAAUUAAAAUAAUAAUAGAUACGUCACACGUUCCUUAUAGGAUAUAUUGUCGCUUCGUUAUUGACUUCUUCGCAUUCUGUCAGACAUCUAUAUAUAAAAUAUAUAUUGUAUAUUUAUGUAACUUACAUAAAAGGCAUGAAGCUAUAAUGUAGGUUUAUAAUAUAUAAUAAUGAUAUAAAUAAGAAAUAUGUACUCGCUUCGAGUAAUCGCGACCUAAACUUGUUCCGCCUAGAGUCGCAAUUUUUUCGCGAUACCUAUUUCAAUAAGUUCGAAAUAGUUUUUAGUUCUUUUACAAGAAAAAAAAAAAGAAAAAAACCAAACAAACAAACAUAGAAAUUAAUCUUUUAUCGACUUAUUUUUUAGAAAUGAACAAACACUCAUUGAAUGAAAAACUUUGUAAUUUACAUCUAAGAUGUGUAAGACUUUGUUUUAAUAAUAUAUUAAGU
Messenger RNA from Leptopilina heterotoma, 844 nucleotides. RefSeq names its product myotrophin-like. The record is from RefSeq and is a predicted model, not a curated record. Gene Ontology annotation, molecular function: protein binding. Gene Ontology annotation, biological process: regulation of barbed-end actin filament capping. The coding region runs from base 1 to 372 and encodes 123 amino acids. Gene Ontology annotation, cellular component: nucleus; cytoplasm. Lineage: Eukaryota; Metazoa; Arthropoda; Insecta; Hymenoptera; Figitidae. The transcript is spliced from 3 exons.